This is a messenger RNA of Fukomys damarensis (Damara mole-rat), 540 nucleotides long. Its product is annotated as Fc receptor-like protein 3. The coding region runs from base 1 to 540 and encodes 179 amino acids. The record is from RefSeq and is a predicted model, not a curated record. The transcript has 5 exons. NCBI's taxonomy places the organism in Eukaryota, Metazoa, Chordata, Mammalia, Rodentia, Bathyergidae.
AUGCCGCUGUUGAGUGCCAUCCGGUGGAAAGGCAGGCUUUGCCAUCUUACUGGAUCUGUGUCGUGUGACUUCUGCAUCUUUGCCAAAGCCACAGUGACAAGGAAAAGUAGAUACUCUGCAACUGUUCAGGACAUGAAGGCAGUGCAACAGAGGACACAAAGAGGACUUGCCGUGGCAAGAAAGUGUCCCAUUGCAUAUCAGGAGGCUUCCUUGUCCGGACCUGCCACAAUCCAUCUGGAGGAGUCUGUCCACUAUGAGUUACUGGCCUUAAAGGACCUGCAGCCAGUGUACACCAAUGUAAAUCCUGACAAUACCAACUGGAUUGGUUCCCACAUCCAGAGCAUCCAGAAUACAAAUGGAAAUGAAGCAAAUUCACCAAGGAUGCAUUGGAAAAAUAAGGAGCCUGUAGUUAUUUAUUCAGAGUUGAAGGCACGCCCAGAUGAGUUUGCAGAGCAGACCAGCAGGAGAGAGAGUGCCCGAGAAGAUACUACAGAAGACUAUGAGAAUGUCUCAAGCGGAUCUGCAGCCACAGGCCACUAG